Messenger RNA from Cucumis melo (muskmelon), 1057 nucleotides. RefSeq names its product RNA-binding protein involved in heterochromatin assembly dri1. Lineage: Eukaryota; Viridiplantae; Streptophyta; Magnoliopsida; Cucurbitales; Cucurbitaceae. Gene Ontology annotation, cellular component: cytoplasm. Gene Ontology annotation, molecular function: mRNA binding. Bases 246 to 713 code for a protein of 155 amino acids. The record is from RefSeq and is a predicted model, not a curated record. The transcript has 4 exons.
GAGUCAGUGAGUAAUUGGUAAGCGAAAGGCAAAGCCAAAAACCUCGUUUUAUUCUUCUCGAUUUUCGAAAUAAGAAAAAGAAAAAAGAAAAAAGAAAAAAAGAAAAAUCCAAGUUCUUCACCGGUAUAAAAACCACCACCACCGGCUAAUUCACCAGAGAAACGUGAUCAAGCCAUUACAAACCAAACCGCCAUCACCUUCAACUUCACGCAGAAGGAAAAAAGAAAAAAAAUAUCAACAAAAGGAUGAGUCGGCCGGGGGAUUGGAAUUGCAGGUCUUGCAACCAUCUCAACUUUCAAAGGAGAGAUUCUUGUCAACGAUGUGGAGACCCUAGGGCCGACUUCGGCGGCGGAAGCUACGGCGGUGGACGAGUUGGUGGUUCUUCAUCCUUCGGUUUCACUACCGGCCCCGACGUCCGCCCUGGGGAUUGGUACUGCACCGUCGCUAACUGCGGCGCUCAUAACUUCGCUAGCCGCUCUAUCUGUUUUAAGUGCGGCGCCACCAAGGAUGAGACUUCCGCCGCCGCUUACGACGGCGAUUUGCCCAGAAUGAGAGGCUUUAACUUCGGCGGUGCCUCCAACCGCCCUGGAUGGAAAUCUGGUGAUUGGAUCUGUGCCAGAUCGGAUUGCAAUGAGCACAACUUUGCGAGUCGAAGGGAAUGCUUUAGAUGCAAUGCGCCAAGGGAUUCCAACAGCAAGUCACCAUACUCUUAAAGGUGGUGCCAAUGGAAGGAAUAAAUUCUAGCUAGAAAGAAGAGGAGAGUUUCCCAUGAUACCUGGAACGUCGUCGUUUUGAUUUUUCCUUUUUUUGUACCCUCUCUAUUUUUCAGUUUCAAAAGUGAUUUAAGUGUCUCCUUUUUGACGGGGGAGCUUUAAAUUUAGAAGAAGUAUGAGAUUUCUGCAUGCAUGCAGAAAAAAAAAAAAAAAAAACUUUGGCAGUACCAUUUUAAUUAAUUAAUGAGGCCCCCUAUCUUUGUAUCCAAUUUUCAAAUUUAUAUUAGUAACCUAUUUCAAAAAGGAAAAAAAAAUUAUAUUAGUACCCAUCUUUUAUAUUUUAA